AUGUGCAAACACAUCCUCAACGCCCAAGUCGCCAUUCGCUCUCCAUGCUGCCGCAAAUGGUUUGACUGCGCAGAAUGCCAUUACGAAACCGAAUCGCAUGCUCUCGCCAAGUCUCCUGAGAUGACAUUCGCCUGCAAAAAAUGCAAGAAAUGCUUCCGCAAAGACGCCGCCGAGUUCGAGGAGAGCGAUGAAUACUGUCCGCACUGUGAUAAUCAUUUCGUGCUGGAGGCUGUGACGCCGAAGCCUGCGUUGCAGGUUGAGGGGGAGGAUGCGAGGAUGGAUAAUAGAAUGCUGAAGGAUGACCGGGUGCAUGUGCCGGAGGAGCGGUCGAUCUUCAAUUUCAAGGAUCUUUCGGAUCGGAUGGGAUAG
Aspergillus chevalieri is the source of this 369-nucleotide messenger RNA. Its product is annotated as CHY zinc finger protein. NCBI's taxonomy places the organism in Eukaryota, Fungi, Ascomycota, Eurotiomycetes, Eurotiales, Aspergillaceae. Gene Ontology annotation, cellular component: mitochondrial intermembrane space. Gene Ontology annotation, biological process: protein import into mitochondrial intermembrane space. Gene Ontology annotation, molecular function: zinc ion binding. The record is from RefSeq and is a predicted model, not a curated record. The transcript has 5 exons. Bases 1 to 369 code for a protein of 122 amino acids.